This is a messenger RNA of Sebastes umbrosus (honeycomb rockfish), 2365 nucleotides long. Its product is annotated as cytochrome P450 2D15-like. Bases 377 to 1915 code for a protein of 512 amino acids. The record is from RefSeq and is a predicted model, not a curated record. Lineage: Eukaryota; Metazoa; Chordata; Actinopteri; Perciformes; Sebastidae. Gene Ontology annotation, cellular component: intracellular membrane-bounded organelle; cytoplasm. Gene Ontology annotation, biological process: xenobiotic metabolic process. The transcript is spliced from 11 exons. Gene Ontology annotation, molecular function: heme binding; iron ion binding; oxidoreductase activity, acting on paired donors, with incorporation or reduction of molecular oxygen, reduced flavin or flavoprotein as one donor, and incorporation of one atom of oxygen.
GUGCAAAGUAAGUUUAUUGAAACUCCAAAAGUAAAGGGCAAAUCCAGUGUGUGACCACGGUUAUGGAGCCAGAGACAUGUUGGAAAGCAUUCCGAGGUGUUCCCAACACAGGCUGCUACAUGCGUUAUGUAAUCCCUCCUUUAUACUCUGGGUAUUAAGAAGGUAAAUCUAUCAUAGAAGGUUCAUCGCAUCAGACAGGACUGAGGAUCAGUGAGGAACAUUUGGCACGUCUCUACAAUUUAAGUUGUUUUAUCUGUUGCGUCAUUGGCAUUCACUUAUCUACUGGUGCAUUACCUUUAGGUCAACAAAACUGCAGGCCACAUGACUGUGCAAAGGUUGUGUUUGCUUGUAAAGUCAACAUAAUGGCAAAGCCGUGAUGAAAAGAGUGCAAAUACAUCGGAAUCACGUCUUCAUCAUGUUUGCUUCUGUGGUUCUAGUCUUGGCGGCUGUUUUGUUCUUCCUGCUGCUCUUUCAGACCCACAGGGCCAAAGAUUUCCCUCCAGGCCCUCGACCCAUCCCCUUCUUUGGAAAUGUGUUGCAGCUCAAUCUGGAGAGCCCUAUUGCAGAUCUGGAGAGGCUGGCCAAACGCUAUGGUAGCGUAUACAGCCUUUUCAUUGGUCACAGGCCUGCGGUCGUCAUCAACGGGCUGCAGGCCUUCAAAGAAGCCCUGGUCAACAAAGCUGCUGACUUCUCUGGCAGACCACAAGGCAUGAUGGUUAACCAUGCUGUACAAGUGAAAGCUCAUGCUCCUGGAGUGAUUCUAGCAGAUUAUAACCCUGGCUGGAGAGAGCAUCGACGCUUUGGUCUGAUGACCCUGAGAAACCUUGGUCUUGGGAAGCAGUCGAUGGAGCAGCGCAUUCUGGGAGAGCUGCAUCGCAUCAUAACGCAAUUCGAGCAGAGUGCUGGUAAGUCCAUGGAUCCCCACAUGCUGUUCCACAAUGCGGCCUCCAAUGUCAUCUGCCAAGUUCUGUUUGCUAGGCAGUUUGACUAUGAGGAUGAGCUCAUGAAGUUUUUUGUUAGCCUUUUUCAUGAGACUUCCAAAAUAAUCAACGGGCGCUGGGGUAUGAUUUAUGACGCUAUUCCCAUGGUGCGCAACCUGCCACUGCCCUUCCAGAAAGCCUUUAAGUUGUUCAAGAGUGCACAUGAAAAACGUUUGGAGUUGUUGGCUGAGAACAAAAAGACCAGAGUUCCUGGUAAACCGCGCCAUUUCAUAGACUGCUACCUGGAUGAAGUGGAUAAGAGAGGAGACGAUGGCUCGACUUUUUCUGAAGACCAGCUUUCUGCAUGUAUUUUGGAUCUUCACUUUGCUGGGACUGACACGACCGCCAACACCCUGCUCUCUGCCUUCCUCUACCUAAUGAAUUAUCCACAGAUACAGGAGCGCUGUCAGCAGGAAAUAGACACGGUUCUGGAUGGGAAGGAUGAAGCCAGUUUUGAAGACAGACACCAGAUGCCCUAUGUGCAGGCUGUCAUUCAUGAGAUCCAGAGGACGGCUAACACUGUUCCUCUCAGCGUUUUCCACUGCACUCUUAAAGACACAGAGUUAAUGGGAUACUCCAUACCCAGAGGAACCAUUAUCAUCCCUAACUUGUCCUCAGUGCUGAAUGAGGAGGGACAGUGGAAAUCCCCUCAUAAAUUCGACCCUGACAACUUCCUCAAUGAGCAGGGAGAGUUUGUGAAGCCAGAGGCCUUCAUGCCUUUCUCUAUAGGUCCUCGUAUGUGUCUCGGAGAGGCCCUUGCUCGCAUGGAGCUCUUCCUCAUCGUUGUGACUCUGCUGAGGAGGUUCACGUUCGUGUGGCCUGAGGAUGCAGGAGAGCCGGACUUCACGCCUGUUUUUGGGACAACCCAGACGCCCAAACCUUACUGCAUGAAUGUCCAAAUCAGAAAAACUAUCCCAAGACAGAGGUUAUCCUAAGACUGUCAUCAUGAAACAUCGUAUAAAAUUCAACUCUUCGCCAUAAAUCCGAUUUUGGUUAAAGCUGCACUAAUAAAUAUUUGUAGUGUUACAGCAUGUAAAUCAUACAGUUUUAUCUGAUUCUGAUUCAACUUGCGUACAAGUGGCAAAUUUGACCUGAUGGUGGCAGUAAAGGAAAGGUCAUGGAGUCACUAAAAUCACCAGGAUUCACUUGGUUGCAAUUUGCAACCACACCACUAGAUGCCGCCAUAUCCUACCUUUAAGUAAGAUUUUGAAUGCAUGAGUUUUACUUGUAAUUUAGUAUUUUUAUACCGUGAUAUUGAUACUUUUACUUGAUUAAAGGAUGUGAAUACUUCUUCCACCACUGACUAAAGUGUUGGACAGUAAUUGAUUUAUGUAUCCUCUAUUGGGACCCUACUCUACCCCACAUUAAAAUAACAUAAACCUACA